GGAUAUUCUGAGCCUCAAAAAUCCGAGCGGGGUCUUGGCAGGUGGCAGAAAUGCACAACAGACUGAAAACAGAUCGCAAGAUAGUAAUUGGAUGCAAAACUCGGUUGGGUAUGAAUGUGAGAAUGGCGGCGCAAUGCGAUGCUUAAAAGGCCACGAAUUGGUGUGACUGAUGUUGAAAGAAUCAACAAAGUGUCCUCUGGCGGGCGCGUUUCGAUGGGAUUCUAUGGAUUCCUCAGGUCACUGGCAGGGCGUCCACUAGCUGCAGAUAUGCACCCAAUGUAUCGUCACCCGAUCAGAUUGGAGGAUAGAAUUAGGACUGUCGAUCUAUCUUGCUUCCCAGGCUGGGAUGAUUUGUUAACUGAAGAUGUUGCUGAGAAGAAGUUGACACCGCGAGAUGGCCGUUUUCGCCACGUGAUGGUUCCCGUGAGUCACUGCCUUGCUGCCUGGGGCAACAAACACAUUCACAACUCGAUGAUUAAUGUUGAUGACGAUGUAAUGAAUAUUAUCAUGGAUAUUGAAGACAUUAUAUACUCUAUAUUAAUUGUUGGUGGUGACGAAACGAAUGUAGCCCCAAAUUGGGGAUGGUCUGUGCAAGAUAUAUUUCUCGACAACAACUAAACAAACAAUGACUUCAGCACUUGUAGAACGCCGAGACACUCUGUCAAA
This is a messenger RNA of Aspergillus versicolor CBS 583.65, 666 nucleotides long. RefSeq lists its product as uncharacterized. The record is from RefSeq and is a predicted model, not a curated record. The transcript has a single exon. Bases 139 to 618 code for a protein of 159 amino acids. Lineage: Eukaryota; Fungi; Ascomycota; Eurotiomycetes; Eurotiales; Aspergillaceae.